AACGCGUAGAAGAAGAAGAAGCGUCCUUUUUUAAAAGCCAGUUCCGUUGAACGGCCGCAUCGACGUUUCAGCCGCACGACGGAAUUGAACAGGAACAACAGAAGAGAACGUUUUUUUUUGUUUUGUUUUUGUUUUAUUUUUAUUUAAACGACACCUCGCGCUCAACGUGCUUGUUCGCGGUCUCUCUUGAACGCGGACGCGCCGCUUUGGGGGAAUCGCAGCUGGCCCUGACGAAUAGGCGCCGACCCGACUCCAUGGACAACCUGGACUUCUCCGAAGAGGAGAUCCGGCAGCAGCUGGCGCUGCUGGGAUACGCCGACGUCCCCGACCGCAGACUGCGAGAGUUCAAGCGAGAUCUGGAGCGGCUGAUUCAAAACGGCGGCGGGCCCGACGACGCGCCCGUCACGUCCGCCGGUGACAGGGGGGAGCCCGGACCGCCCGCCUACACCGAAGAGAAAGGCGACCGCUUCGGCAGACGCUUCAUCAAGAGGAAAGUCCUGCGGAAGCGCGAAGGACGCUCGCUGGUCUGCGACGAAUCCAUCUACAGCCAAGAAGAUGGCUCCGCUUCGCUGCCCGAUCGCCUGUCCCAGCUGCGCUUAGGCGAGGCGGAAAACCACCACGCCGGCGUCCUGAGUGACUCCGUGGAGGGAGUUUCCCUCAGCACCUCUAUGACGCGAUCGAGAAGCGAGAGCGACUUCCGCGCAAAACCCAAAUCCUUCAUCCGACCGCUCAUGACGCAGCAGACGAUCAAGAAGAUGGACCCGGUGGCCAGGUAUUUCCACUACAAGCAGCUGUGGGACCAGCUCAAGCUCCCCGGAGAGCGAGACCACCGGGAACUCCGCUGGGAAAUCAGGGAGCGACUCGCCUACCGGCCGCCGGCCCCCAAAGCUCGACGGAGUUUGGCGGCCAAUGGCUACGUGAUCCCCACGGACAAGAAGCGAUCGGCUCUGCGCUGGGAAGUCCGCAGCCUCAUGGCGCACCCCCACCUGCCGCACAGGUUCACCUGCCGCUUCUGAAGCACCCGCAAAGCUGGGGGCCUUUUUUUCCUUUU
This is a messenger RNA of Hippocampus comes (tiger tail seahorse), 1051 nucleotides long. RefSeq names its product HYLS1 centriolar and ciliogenesis associated (gene hyls1). Gene Ontology annotation, biological process: cilium assembly. Gene Ontology annotation, cellular component: centriole; non-motile cilium. The transcript has 9 exons. The coding region runs from base 255 to 1016 and encodes 253 amino acids. The record is from RefSeq and is a predicted model, not a curated record. Lineage: Eukaryota; Metazoa; Chordata; Actinopteri; Syngnathiformes; Syngnathidae.